Molecule: messenger RNA, 9058 nt
Organism: Hypomesus transpacificus
Lineage: Eukaryota; Metazoa; Chordata; Actinopteri; Osmeriformes; Osmeridae
Gene: nsd3
Product: nuclear receptor binding SET domain protein 3
Biological process (GO): regulation of DNA-templated transcription
Cellular component (GO): nucleus; chromatin
Molecular function (GO): histone H3K36 methyltransferase activity; protein binding
Source: RefSeq, a predicted model, not a curated record
CUUGUGAUUUGGCGCUGAGCGUAGACCGACAAGGCCCAAAGCAGACUGCUUUUGUUAGACUACAGCAAAGAGAAGAGGCAGCCAGCUAAAUUAUAAUACAUAGGGGGCGAGAUUUAGACAUAACAUCCACCAAGAUUCCGUGACCAUACCAGGCCCCUCUAGAUUCUACUGGGAAGAAAGACAAGUCUUGGGAAAGAGUCGGUGAAAAAGAAAACUACCUUAUUGAAAAGCGCUAUAACGGAGGGGCCUGCUCUAAUAUCGUCCCAAGAUUUUUGAUAUUUUAUCUUUUUUAUAGAUUGCAGAAAGAAGGCCAGUUAUCCGGUGUAGGUGUUUAGAAUGGGAUACGCUGAAGGUCCAGCCAGAGAAAAGGACAGUUAAGGAUGCAGGAGCACAACAAUGGAUUUCUCCUUCUCUUUCAUGCAAGGGAUCAUGGGAAAUACAAUUCAGCAACCCCCUCAGCUCAUUGAUUCGGCCAACAUCCGUCAGGACGGCGCCUACGACACCGGGAGCGAUGCGGGCGAGGACGGAGGCCCCCCCUAUGACGCCGCCGCGCUGGACGCCGAGUUUUCCUACCCCGCCCCGGCCUCCGAGGACAUGCCCCCGGUCUCCAACGGCUACGCCCCGGGGCUGGGCCUGGGCCUGUACGAGCCCCAGGCCAAGUUCUCCAUGUACCCCCAGUUCCCCAAUGGCUCGGCCAACGGCUACGGGGCCAUGAGGGGGUACGGAGACCACUGCCUCCUCCCAGGGGAGGGAGCGGUGUUGAGGGCCUCCGUCCUCCAGGAGAAGCCCCCCUCUCCGCCCCCUCCCCCCUCCCACCACAUGCACCCCCACCUCCACCCCGUGCCCCACCACCACCAUCCGCACCACUACCUCCCGAGCCACCCCCAUGCGCAACCCCACCCUCACAGCCCCCCGCCCCUGUCCUCCCAGCACCACCUCCCCCCUCCCCCCCACCUCAUGAGCCACGUGCUCCAUUCUCCCCCCCCCAUGCUCCUUCCCUCCUCCAGCCCUCCCCCCUCUCUACUGGACAGCGCGCCCUCAUCGCACCCCUCUCGCACCCCCUCGAACCACCCUGACGCCCCGGGCGGGGUGCUGAAGAAGACCAGCUCUCCGGAGAUCAAGCUGAAGAUCAUCAAGACCUACCAGGAUGGCCGGGAGCUGUUUGAGUCAGCGCUGUGUGGGGAUCUGCUCCAGGAGCUGCAGGAGUCGGACACCAGCGAUGGCUCCCAGGCCCGCCGCAGACACGAGAGGAAGAAGGAGAGGAGGAAAAAGACGGCCAGGCUGCAGGAGCAGGAGCAGGCCUCGGACCCAGAGCUGCCGCAAGGGGAGCCUCCGGGCCAGGCUCCGGGCCAGGCUCCAGGCCAGGCCAGGAACCCUCAGAUCCAGGCCCAGCCUGGAGAGGCCAUCCUGGGCCUAGGGCAGGCUGAAGGUCCCCUACAGACCUCCGUCAAUGCGGAGCCUAAAACUCUGAAGGCUAGUGUGCCAAGACAGCAGCAGCAGCAUGCGUCGGUGAUCCAGUCCACAGGCUUCUGUAAGGAGUUUGUGGUGGGGGACCUGGUGUGGUCCAAGGUGGGCACCUACCCCUGGUGGCCCUGCAUGGUGUCCUGUGACCCCCAGAUGAAGGUUCACACGCGCAUCAACACCAGAGGUCACAGGGAGUACCACGUGCAGUUCUUUGGCAGCGUGGCGGAGCGGGCCUGGAUCCACGAGAAGAGAGUGGUGAUCUACCAGGGAGAGCAGCAGUUUGACGAGCUGCAGGCCGAGACGCUCCGCAAGACCAGCAACCCCGCGGAGAGACACAAGCUUCAGAAGCCCAUCCCGCAGAGGGAGCGCGCUCAGUGGGAGGUGGGCGUCGGCCACGCCGAGGACGCCUUCCUGAUGACGCGGCAGGAGCGCAUCGACAACUACACCUUCAUCUACGUCGACCCCGACCCCAACGCGCCCCCGCCCGCCAAGAAGCCAGCGGCCCGCGCCGAGAGGCGAACCCAGCGCACCCCCAGCUCCACCAGCUCCACCAGCAAGAAGGAGGAGGGGGGCGCGGCGGUGACGUCGCCAGACCGCGACCAAACCACCUCCACGGCCCGGCGACAGCAGCCUCGCCGCCAGUGCAGCGUCCCCAACGCGGAGGAUCCGACCCAGGCGGCGGCGUCGGAGGGGGCGGGGGGGGGGGAGGACCAGAGAGGGGACCCCGGCCCGGCCGGCCCCCCGGGCGCGGAGGCCCCGUCGGAGGCCGGGGCGGCGUCGCAGGAGUCCCCUCCCCCGGUGCGGGCCUGGAAGACGGCGGCGGCCAGGAAGCUGCUGCCCCUGUCCAUCACCAUGAAGAAGCUGAACGUGGAGAUCACCAAGUGCGACUGGCCGCUGCCGCAGAGGAAGGCGGCCCCCUCGUCCCCGCCGGAGCGGGAGCGGGAGAGGGAGGAGGGCGAGGGGAGACAGGCAGACCUGGGCUACUGUUCACCAGAGGGCUGCGGGGUCAAGCCCGAGCCCGUCAGCCCGGAGGAGGAGGGGGAGGGGGAGGAGGAGGGCGACGAAGAGGAGGAGGAGGGGGAGGAGAGACGGGGCUCCCCGGCCAGCCGGAGGAGCGACGAAGGAGGGCUGCAGCCCAGCGAGCACACCUCCUCCCCCGGCUCCCCCAGCAGCAGCCCUCCAGGUUCUCAGGAGCGUAAGCACCAGCGGAGGUCUGUAAGGAGCAGGUCAGAGUCGGAGAGGGGGGGGGAAGUGGUUCCCAAAAAGAAGACCAAAAAGGAGCAGGCUGAGAUGGCUCCUGAAACCAUGCUGAGGACAGGAUCACAGAAAGGAGCCAGCGAGAUCUCGGACGCCUGCAAGCCCCUGAAGAAGCGGAGUCGGGCCUCCACAGACGUGGAGAUGGCCUCCUCCCAGUACAGAGACACGUCUGACUCCGACUCCAGAGGCCUCAACGACUCACAGAGCCAGUUUGGGAAGGGUCUGUACAGUCCUGCUGCAGCGGAUGCAGACGCCUCAGACACCCAGUCAGUGGACUCCAGCCUGUCCAACCAGGGCAGCUGCUCCGCCCGGAGAGACACCGUCUGCCAGAUCUGUGAGCUGUGUGACGAGGGGCUGGUGCCGUGUGAUGGGUACUGCUGUGGUGUGUUCCACCUGGAGUGUCUGGGCCUCAGCUGCCUCCCCGAGGGCAAGUUCACCUGCCCCGACUGUCACAACGGUUCUCACCCCUGUUUCAGCUGCAAGGUGGUGGGCGGAGGCGAGGUGACACGCUGUUCCGUGGCUGGCUGCGGCCGGUAUUACCAUGACGACUGCGUGCUGAAGCUCCCGGGUGCCACGGGCGUGGCGGGUGGAGGGUUCCGCUGCCCGCAGCACACCUGCGCCACCUGCUGCCUGGAGAGAGACCUGCAGCGUGCCAGCAAAGGCCGCAUGAUUCGCUGCGUGCGCUGUCCCGUCGCCUACCACACGGGGGACGGCUGCGUCGCCGCCGGCAGCCUGCUCCUGUCCCAGCACCUCAUGAUCUGCAGUAACCACGGCAGCGCCAAGCGGAACGGCCUGCUGUCCUCGCCCGUCAGCGUGGGCUGGUGCUUCCUCUGUGCCCGAGGGCUCUUAGUGCAGCAGCUAAAUGACACCAUAUUAAGUUCAUAUGCCUAUAAGUCCCACUACCUUCUGACUGAGUCAAAUCGCGCUGAGUUGAAAUUACCUAUGAUUCCCUCCUCUUCGUCAGCUCCCAAAAAGACUGUUGGGAAAGGAGGAAAGCUGCUGUGCUGCGACUCGUGCCCCGCGUCGGUCCACCCCGAGUGCCUGGAGGCGGAGCUGGCAGAGGGGGCGGAGCUGGCGGAGGGGGCGUGGUCCUGCGCCGACUGCAGCGUGGGGAGGAAGCCCCACUACAAGCAGAUUGUCUGGGUCAAACUGGGCAACUACAGGUGGUGGCCCUCAGAGAUCUGUAACCCCCGCCUGGUCCCCUCCAACAUCCAGGCCCUCCGCCACGACAUCGGGGACUUCCCCGUCUUCUUCUUCGGCUCCCACGACUACUACUGGAUCAACCAGGGCCGGGUGUUCCCCUACGUGGACAACGACAAGAACUUUGUGACGGGCCAGAUCAACGUCAACAAGACCUUCAAGAAAGCUCUGGAGGAAGCGGCCCGGAGGUUCCAGGAGCUCAAGGCCCAGAGGGAGAGCAGGGAGGCUCUGGAGCAGGAGCGCAACUCACGCAAACCUCUACCGUACAAGCUCAUCAAGUCCAACAAGCCGGUGGGGAGGGUACAGAUGCACGUAGCCGACCUGUCGGAAAUCCCACGAUGCAACUGCAAGCCCACGGACGAGCGGCCCUGCAGUCUAGACUCCCAGUGUCUCAACCGCAUGCUGCAGUACGAGUGCCACCCACAGGUGUGUCCGGCAGGGGACAACUGUGAGAACCAGUGCUUCUCCAAGCGCCUCUAUGCCGAGACAGAGGUCAUUAAGACAGAGGGGCGUGGCUGGGGCCUAAGGACCAAUCAGGCCCUCCGCAAGGGCGAUUUUGUGACCGAGUACGUGGGGGAGGUGAUCGACUCCGAGGAGUGCCAACAGCGAAUCAAACUCGCCCACGAGAACCGUGUGACUAACUUCUACAUGCUCACCCUCACCAAGGACCGCGUGAUCGACGCGGGGCCCAAGGGGAACUCGUCGCGCUUCAUAAACCACUGCUGCAGCCCCAACUGCGAGACCCAGAAGUGGACCGUCAACGGAGACUUCCGGAUCGGACUCUUCACCCUCUGUGACAUCGAGGCUGGCUCGGAGCUGACCUUCAACUACAACCUGGACUGCGUGGGGAACAGGAGGACGUCCUGCCACUGCGGGGCGGAGAACUGCUCGGGCUUCCUGGGGGUGCGGCCUACGAGCGCCGUGGUGAUGGAGAAGGAGGAGAAGGCGAGGAACGCCAAGCUGAAGCCCAAGAAGAGGAAGCUCCGCCCAGAGGGCAAACACAGCCACGAGUACUGCUGCUUCCUGUGUGGGGAGGGCGGGGAGCUGGUCAUGUGUGACAGGAAGGACUGUCCCAAAGCCUACCACCUGCUCUGCCUCAACCUCACCAAGCCCCCGUAUGGUCGGUGGGAGUGUCCGUGGCACGACUGCAGCGUGUGCGGCGUCCCGGCCUCGUCUCUCUGCGAGUUCUGCCCUCGCUCCUUCUGCCGCGACCACGAGGGCGGCGCCCUCGCCCCCUCCUCCCUGGACGGGCGCCUCUGUUGCUCCGAUCACAACCCCCUCAGCCCCCUGGGCUCCGCCCCUCCCCACCAUGCUCCACCCGCCCAGAACCCGAGCCCCCUCAGCCCCUCCAGCCCGCCCGUCAGGGUGAAAGAGGAGCCGGCGGACCCCGAGGAGGAGCCGCCCUUGCUGGCCAGAGAGUGAGACUCGCACCCCGCAGUAUACCCCCACCCAACCCCCCCUUCUCCCAGGAAGUAUACUGUUCUCACUGGCUUACGAUUGGUCCUCCCAAGGUUGCGGCCAACACGCAUAGACUACUUCUGCCGUUUGAUUCGAUUUUUUGUUCUUCUUAUUACUCUGGACAAAAAAAAAACAACAGCCAGCACUCAGAGCUGGGACUGCCAGUAGCUGGAGGGAUGGACGGAUGCAGACACCCGUGGAUGGACAUUUAACAUGAGCAGCCGCCCCCCCCGAGUGUCUGGAGGAGAGGAGAAGACGGAGGAGAGAUGGAGGUGUGUCCCUGCCUACAGGCCCCGCCCCCGGCAACCUGUCAAGCUCCUCCCCAAGUUCCACAAGGGGUUUGAGCCAAAACUCACCUCCAUGCUGCUUUCUUAAGUUUGUUUACUUCCUGUGAGCUGGGGGUCGGGCAUGCACACGCGCACACACACACACACAUGCGCGCACACACUCACUGCCUGUACACAGUUUGGAAACUGUGACCCAGAACAGAUGAUCCUACACUCCAGCGAUCACCAGUCCAGCUACAGUUCUAUCUCUCUCCUCUGGGGGGCAGGGAGUCAAGAGUUGUGCAAUUCUUUCAGGACCACACACUACAGUCUGACCUACCUGGACAUGUUUUUGAGAAAACGAGCACUCCUGUGUUAUAGAGGAACGUGAUAUCUGUGUGUUUGUUCGUGUUUACAGACGGGUCCUCUCACCGCGCGGGCGAGCGAGCCAUCUGGUCGCGUCGCGUACCUUUUUUUUCCCCUUGUACGUUCGUGGAGCUACUCCUACUACUAACGUGAGUUGUAACGGCAACAUGCCGUGACGCGGCACGCCACGCGCGUCCUCGUGGCGUUUAGUCUGGACAAGUCUCACUAUACCCUGUGUGUACAGAAGUGGCUUAUCGUCAACUACUAAAGUCUGGGGAGGGGGGAGGGGGGGAGAGAAGGGGGGGGGCGGGGAGGAGGGGCUUAGGUCGCAGAGAGGACUGCCUCACCCCUCCAACUCUCCUCACAAGUAUUAUAAAGAUGUUUAUGUGGGGAAAGUGGUUCCAGUUGCAUUCAAUAGGAUAGGUCAGCGCUGUCACCACGGCUACGGUUUGUUGGCCUAGAUACGUCUUAGCGGUCGGGCCGGUAAGGUGUGGUAUCCUUUCCCCCCACCCACAAUGCAGUUCCUGUCAGUGAUUGUGCGUUGCCUAGGCUACUGUGCACCACUUGUGUCGUUUGCGUACAUUUGCGCUAACUCUUCUCUGAAGCACUUUCACAGCUCAUCAUUUUCAAAGCUUAGCUAGGCUCCACCUAACGUGUUGUGCGUGUAUAUAAAUGAACAUGAAUAUGACCCGUGUACAUGUUUGAACUGAAUACCUCUUCUCUGUAGUGACGUUGGCAACAUUUUAACUGUAUCGUAACUUCUCGGCUCUUUCGUGGAACAACUUUGUCCAAAUAUCUUUUGAGAGUGAUUCUGGAGAACCUUCCAGACGUUUCUGAUGCACCGUUCAUCCCAGGUAUCCAAACAUGAUCACCUGUUAACAUGAUAGACCAGACUUACUCCUACAGUUCCACCCACGGUACCACUGUUGGAUUUUUCUAUUAACAACUGCAGUACAUUGUGUAAAGCCAGAACUUCUGUGUAAUGUACAAAUAUGCUACAGAACUUCAGUGUCUGAUGUACAGUGUUUUUAAGCUUUCAUCUUAAAAGAUCUGAUUUUGUAAUUAUUGUCACAUCAUAUUUUAUACUAGGUCGUUUAUGUUUCAAACACAGCUGUAGGAAAGUUACCCUCCCUUCCUAAAGUAUUAAGUGAAAUAGAAUUUAUCAACAACAACAAAAAAAUUAUAGGGAGCUUUUCAAUCUCUUAAUCUCUAUGUAGUCGUCGUAUACAUUGAAUUUUUUUUUUCUAUUGGUGUAAUGAUUCCUCGGGCUGCCCCUCAUUGGUCAGAAUGACUUUGUUGUGACUUCCUGUAUGUCGAGCCUGUAUAACGCAGGUCAGAGGUUCUGCCUUGUCAGCCUAAACUCGCUUCGAAGAGUUUGUUUGUUAUCUUGUUUGAACUUUCUCUGGUACGUUUGGCUGUUUCGUGUUCUGUAUGUGUGCCCUUAAAAAGCCUUUUGUUUAAGUCCAGGCUCAGCUGAGACGACUCAACAUCCAUAUAGUAAUCACUUUAUAAAACUGAGUCAGAUGGUGCCAAUCACGUAGGAACCACAAAAUACUGUAAUGCAACAGACUGCCCCAAUGACUGACUUCAAUAGAAAUCAAGUCCUUUUUGAAAUGUAUUUAAUGGACUCUGGAGACUGGCCUUAACCCUGCCAAAUAGGGUCAGGGGAUGUGGAACAAUGUGGUGGUAGAGAGCAGAGCAGAUUUAAACCACUUCAGCUGGCACAACUCCAAAUCAGCUGACGUGAAUUUAGGUCACCUUGUCUUCUAAGUACGAUCUGCAUGGUAACCUUUUUAAACUUGAAUUAUUUUUCCUCCUUUUUCUUUUUAUAAUCUUUUUUUUUAAUUUUUUAUUUUAUUUAUUGGUGUAUUUUUUUUUAUACUACAUGAAUGAUUAUUACAACACCGUAUAUGUGAUUUGGGGGUGGUUGUUAGAUAUCCAUGCUCUGGUAAUGGCGAGUGGGCGUGUGAUCUCCAAGCCUUCACUAACACUCAUUAAGUGACCAUUCCAAACCUGAGUCCUAAACACAAUCCUACUCUCGCUCCCUUCAGACAAAAACUGUGUGAAAGAUCCCAUUACACUGAACUCCAAUGAAUUAUUUUAUCAAUAUAGUGUUAUAUCUACAGUAUAUCUAUAAGUUUGUGUUAAAAAAAACUGUUACAUGUUGGUAUUAUAACUUUUAUGUGGAAAUUCUAUUUUUCUUUCCGCUAUUGCACAGAGGUUUCCCAAUGCGUCUUCAUUUUGUUUUUUUCCCUGAACCUUUUUCACCGGUGUGACUUGAUGUCCUGUCACCUACUUCCAUGUGAAGAGGUCAGCGAGUGUGACGCGAUGUCAUUACUUCAUGUCACAGUUCCAGUAUUCUACCUGCGCUGCUCCAGUGCAUUGUGCUGUGGCCACAGAUAAGAAGUAUAGUGUUUCUCAACUAAAGGGACUGAAGCAGUAACUUAUUCGACGGGAGGGAACUUUUUAAAGUGUGUGGCAAGAAACGGAAAUCAAUGCGACCCCCAUCGCCCGAGCGUUCGGUUUCAUGUGUGAUGUGCGUCUCAUUGGUUUUUGUGCAAAUAAACGUUAAUUGUUACCUCUGACCCCUUACUGUUUUUUAACUGUCAGGUAGAUCAUUCUGUGAAACAGUUUGAGGAAAUGAUGAAAAGGAACUCAUUGCCAUAGUUACAUAUCCCCCCACUUGUGGUGAGUCGGCCCUGAUGUUUCUGCCUGCCGUCCUAUCAAUAUCUCGAUGUUGCUUCCAUUACAGUGGACGAACACCAAGCACCAGUUAUAAAUGUGUUAUAAUUACAUGACGUCGAAGACUUGUACAUAGUUUGCAUUGAACGUGCAUAGGAUCUUAUGUUAACUGUGGUGUGCUGUUGCUUGUACAUUGAGCUUGUAAAUGUGUCUGACUGUUGGGACAACACUCUUUUUGUACAUGACUGUCUUUUUAUUUGAAAAUUAUUAUUGAUUCUGUCUUUUUUCAUUCUGAAGGAGGUGGAGUUGCAGGAGUCUAAACAUGCCUGAAAUUUUACUUAAUAAAACUGUACUCUGUCUCAGUG